Molecule: messenger RNA, 2226 nt
Organism: Pedinophyceae sp. YPF-701
Lineage: Eukaryota; Viridiplantae; Chlorophyta; Pedinophyceae
Source: the annotation of a GenBank genome assembly
AUGACCGUCACCGUGCAGCCGGUCGUCGAGGGCGCCCUGAGCGUCAAGCGCGGCCUGUUCUCCUUCCCCAGGGCGUGCCACUGCCGCCUCCGCGGCGGCACGGUGACGUGCUUCAAGCCCCCCGAGCCCGGCGCGGCCCUCGGCGCGCCCGUGUUCACGCUGCGGCUCGUCGGGUGCGACAUCCGCGUGCUCCCCGACGGCUUCUCCGUCCGGCAGCCCUCGGGCACGCGCUUCACGUUCCGCACGCCGCAGCCCCGGACGCGCCUGGCCUGGCUGCGGGCGCUGGCCAAGGAGCACGGCGUGUACCGCAAGGUCGCGGACUGGUUCGAGGUGGGGCCGGUCCUGGGCGAGGGCGCGGCGUGCGUGGUGCGCGAGGCGCGCUGCCUGCUCACGGGCGGCAAGUUCGCGGUGAAGCAGCGCAUCGACGGCAAGUCGUGCGCGUCGUCGCGCGCGAUCCACAACGAGCUCACGGUGCUGCAGUACGUGGGCGCGUCGCCGCACCCGGCGGUCCCGCGGCUGGUGGACUACUUCUUCGACCGGCACGGCGACAUCUCGCUGGUGCUGGACCUGAUGGCGGGCGGGGAGCUCUUCGCGUCGCUGGUGCGCAAGGACCGGUACACGGAGGCGGAGGCGCGCGCGGCGUUCGUGCAGGUCCUGCGCGGGAUCGACCACCUGCACGCGAUGGGCGUGGUGCACCGCGACAUCAAGCCGGAGAACCUGAUGUUUGAGAGCGACGACGAGACCAACCUGCGCAUCAUCGACUUCGACCUCGCGCGGUGCGACUUCCGCGACGAGUGGCGCGGCGACACGCCCUGCGGCACGCUCUCGUACAUGGCGCCCGAGGUGAUCGCGCACCAGGUGUACGACAAGUCGAUCGACAUGUGGUCCCUCGGGUGCGUCCUCUACAUCCUCCUGUGCGGCCGGAAGCCGUUCGGGGGCACGACGGAGGAGCACCGGAAGGCCAACAUCACGCGCGCCAAGGUGCCCUUCCCCGACGACCUCUGGGGGCGCGUCUCGCCCGAGGCCAAGGACCUGGUCUCGCGCCUGCUGCGCAAGGACCCCCGCGAGCGGCUGACGGCGCGCCAGGCGCUCGAGCACCCGUGGAUCCUCGGCCUCGAGCGGUGCGCGGCGCCCGGGCUGUCCGCGGCGUCCGCGCCGCUGCGCACGCCCGCGGGGCUCCGCGCCGCCAUCAGCCAGCAGGACCUGGCGGCGCUGCAGCACGGGGACCGGCAGAGCCGCGGGCACGUGACGGCGCUGCGGAACCUGCACGGGUCGAUGCUCGACGACGAGCACGCGAUGCGCACCGAGGCGCUGCGCCACGGGAUGGCCGAGGGCGGCCACAAGGUGUCGGGCGUCGGCAGCAGCGGCCACAGCAGCCGCAACGCCCCGCCCUGGGCGCGCUUCAACACCGCGGGCCCGUCGAACGCCUCGAGCAUCCCGGACGCGGCGGCCGCGCAGGCCUCGGCUACCGCACCCGCGCAACAACAACACCCCUCGCCGUUCCUCGACAGCGCGAGCGAGCUCGACGCGCACGGCCUGCUCGCGCUGCGGGGAGACCCGGUGUUCAGCCCGAUGGGACAGUCGCGGCCCGCCGACGCGCCCGGCGACGCCGCCCCCGCGCCUGCACCUGCACCUGUGCGCCCGCCGCUGCCCACGGGCUGCGCGAGCGGGCGCAGCCCCGCACCGCCCGCCGGCGGCCAGGCGGUGCACCGCCUCGCCAACAGCUCCGUGAUGCACGACCUGGAGCAGGGCGAGGUGCGGGUGCCGGAGCCCCCCCCGCCCCCGCACGUGGUGCGCAGCAUCAACGUCCUGGAGUCGGUGACGCACGGGUCGGUCGCGGGCGGGUCGUGCGUGCUGAUGGACAGCGCCGCGAGCAGGAGCAGGGUCUCGCUGCGGACGUCGUCGGACGUGGGCGUCAGUUCGCGCGAGCGGCGGCGGGCUGGCGUGCUGGACUCGUGGGCCGGGUCGCAGGCGUCCGGGGCGGGCGAGCGGCGCGGGCACGUCGCGAGCUCCGGCGGCGCGCUCGGCGCGGCGCACACGGAUCGCCCCCCCGCGAUCGUCGACGCCGACGGCGCGCGCAGGGGGUCGAUCUCCGCGCUGCGGGUGCAGCUGGACCUGGGGUGCACGCUGGCCACGCGCGGCAGCCUCGACGACCGGCACCGCCGCUCGCCGGCGUCCUCGGUGCGCGAGCUCGAAGUCAUCCCCUCCGGCGCCGUGCUCCUCUAG